Cololabis saira (Pacific saury) is the source of this 2420-nucleotide messenger RNA. RefSeq names its product fibroblast growth factor-binding protein 2-like. Gene Ontology annotation, molecular function: growth factor binding. NCBI's taxonomy places the organism in Eukaryota, Metazoa, Chordata, Actinopteri, Beloniformes, Belonidae. Gene Ontology annotation, biological process: cell-cell signaling. The record is from RefSeq and is a predicted model, not a curated record. The coding region runs from base 106 to 843 and encodes 245 amino acids. The transcript has 3 exons.
GCUGGUUGUCCUGCUCCUCCUCCCCCCCUCCAUCUUCUCCCCUCUUUUAUCCCAGUGUUGGUGACCCCCUCAUUCUCACAGCGACUCAGAGUGGAGGAGCGUCCCAUGAAACAAAUGUCCUUCCCAGCCAAGAUGCGUGCCGUGUCGUGCAGCGUCUUCCUCCUCCUCCUCUGCCUCCUCGCCCUCACCGGUGCCAAGCGCCAGCCUGCACAAGACAAACGUGGCAAAUCCCAUCAGCCUGCGCCGUCUCCCCAGCCAGCCAAGCGGCCCCGGAGCCGCUCGGUUCUCAGUUCGGGGGAGCUGACCACCAAGGACGGCCACCGCUGCACUUGGCAAACCUCUGGCGAGGGUCUGGUGACCCUGCUGGUGAACUGCAGCAGCGGAACUGAAGGAGAUCAGGAGAGAUACUGGUGUCGUUACGCUGGGAAACCAGACCUCUGCCAGGCCUACGGGGUGAAGUCCAGCCAGUACUGGAAGCAGCUGGUGGGAAAGCUGAAGAAAAGGGGGAAGGCCUGCGGAGAGAAAUUCCUAAAGGCCAAAACCUGUAAGAAGGCACCUCCCGAGGCCCACAUGAAGCUAGCCCAGCAGAGCGGAGGGGAGGAGAAGAAGGGAGGCAAAGAGGGAGGGAAGAAGAAAGGAGUAGCCGCUGAGAAGAGUGCAGAUGGAGAGAAGGUACAGAAGAAAAAGAGUAAGAAGGAGGAGGAAGAGGAGAAGAAGAGGAUGGAGGACAAGACUGGGUUUGAGGAGGAGAGAUUAAUGAACGACAUGGAGCCGGUGCAGGCUUAUUGCAGCGAGGGGUGGCACUCCGUCUGCUCCUUCUUUGUCAAGUUUUUUGAUGGUUGACGCGGCGUUUCCUUCUUUGUUCAUAGUGGCGUAAAAACACAAUCUGAAAGCAAUCAAGGAAAAAGUUUUUGUAAUCUCUUUAGAAGUAGCUCAUUUGUAAGAUCCUGUAGAAGAAGAACAAUCCUGUACCAUUUAUGAAAGCCAGUUUAUCUGGAAUUUGGAAAAAAAAACUUUUUUUAACUAUCAAGUUCUUUUGAUAAAUUAGGUUUACAGUUUGCAUCAAAUUUGCAACAUUGUGGGACAAUAUAUAAAGUUGCUGCAUGCAGCAACACCACCGCAGACCACAAAUAUGGACAUAAAUAUUGACAUGACGAGAAAGCUUAUGCGUGUUAGACGCAGCAAAGUGCUCCUCUUCAAUUCAAUUAAAUCAUAUUCAAAAUACUUCAUUAAUCCCUGAAGGGAAUUGAUUUUCCAGUACAACUCGAGUGUAAAACAUGCCGGGAAUUCCCGCUACUGUGCAGUAUUUCCAGUGGCUCUUGGUCAACGCGGGAGAUCCUGUCAGACGCCCCCAUGUGGCCACAAGUGGUAGUUCUGCAUAGCAUGGCCAUCUGAAUUGAUCUAUCGGUAAGCCCCGCCCCCUCAAGGGCAGAUGAGCCAAUGGCUGUUGAGUAUCAGUUCCACAGGGAACAGAACUCCCUGUUCAGAUCCACAGAAAAACGGUGGAAGAUCGUGAACUCUCAUCUGUUUUAUGGGGUUUAUGUAAAAAAAAGUCAUGCCUUUCCUAAUUAAAAUAAUGAAAUGUAAAUUAAUUGAAUUUCACUCUGGGGUGCAUGAACAGUGCUGGAUGUUGUAAUCAGUAGUCAGGACGACAGUAAGACGAAGUUUCUGCACAAACUCCUCUCCAACUGAAUCCUAUUACCAAACAUAUAUUUUUAGAUUUUCUACAUAUCCCUUCAUGACAUGUUUAAAUCCCAUUUGAAUGCUCCUCAAUGAAAGGUGGUCCUUUUGCAUCCAAAAGUGUGUCUUAAACAUCUUGGGAGAAAGUUUUCACCCAGUCACCAUUAUAAACUAUUGGGGUUAGCAACAGUAACUAAGGGGGGCGGGGCUUACCGAUAGGUCAGUUGUACAAAACUUUGAGAUAAUGAAAGCUAUAAUUCAGCAUAAAUUGUCCCUCACAUUUAUUUCACACUAUUUACAUGUGCAGACGUGACCUGACGGUGGAGAAAUUCUAAAUUCUGCAGGAAAAUCAAUCAGUCUGAUCAUGAUUUGAUCUCACAUUUUGUAAAUUAACUUUGUUUAGCUUUGGGAUAUGUUUUUGUUGUUGUACUUGUGUUGUCUAGAAAAAUUCAGUCUGACUUAGAUCUAUGAUUUUUGGUGUGCCCUGAUCGAUUAAUGACAUGUUCUGAUGAUGAUGAUGAUGAUGAUGAUGAUGAUGAUGAUGAUGAUGAUAACUUUGAUCACUUAGAUUAAUUAAUGAUUUCAGACUAAAACAUUCUCUAGACUUUACAUCGCCUCGUGUAAAAACAGUUUGUUAAAGGUUGUCAUUGUUCCUAUUUGCACUGUUGCAGCAUUUGGUAAUGUCUUUAAGGAAAUGUUAACAAUACUUUGAACUCUACAAUAAAGUCUUUCAAACACAA